AACUUGUGAAAAGAACCAUGUGAAAAUACCAAGAUUUUGCUGAAUGUCAUUGGUGCUGCACCAUUUCAUAUUCUCUUAUAUUACCUUUAUUGUCUUUGUGCUCCUUCGUGUAUGUAUGUUAACUUUCUCUGACCAGCUCCUGAACACCCGGAGAAAAGCCAGGGAUCCACCAGACAUCAAUACAGAACAAAUAAUGGGAGCAUCAGUAACUUUGAAACUUAAAAUAGAGCUUGAGCAUCCAACAUCAUUUGGGUUAAGAGAUUGGAAAGCGUCAAUUAAAAAACAAGCAAACCUUUUAUCAUGGGAUGGGCUGCAUUUUGAUCCACUUGGUUGAAAUAUGUCAUGGUAGGAGUCUUGGAUAGGGAGACAGGAGACCUGAGAACUUGCUGGGUCAUAUCACUGAGAAUUUUUCUAAUCUCUAAAGGCACAAGGUUGGAGCACAUGCUUUUUAAAGUUUCUUUCAGCUUUAAGUGUCUGUAAUGAAAUUAAUCUAUCACAACUUCAUAAACAUGUGCUGGAUUUCAGUGGCUUCUGAAGACUUUAUCAGGAGGCUGGUAAAGCUGUAAUUGUAAUAUCCUUUUGAAGGGAGGUCUGAGAGUUGGCAAUUCGAGGAAAACCAACAAAUACCUAGUAGGCAAAUUUGGCUUGAUCAAAACCAAGUUCAUAAGUAUUACAAUUUUUCAGGUUUAAACAGAUCAUCAAGUAAUUGAAUAAUUUUCUUUUAAAGUUAAAAACAUAUCCCCUCAUUGUUUUUUCCUGUGUAGAAUAUGGAUUUUGUUACAAGAUGGUUCUACCUACCACUGGGCUGCAUGAUGCUGAUCAAUGAGAUUAAUGCUGAUUUUGAAUUUCAAAAGGGGGUGCUUGCCAGCAACAGCCCAGGGAUCAUGGAAGACAUUGAUCUCCAGUGCUGGAACACUUGCUCUUUGACACUGAUAGAUCUCAAGGAACUCAAGAUAGACCACGAUGUGGAUGCUUUCUGGAAUUUCAUGUUGUUCCUGCAAAAAUCCCAGUGGCCGAGACAUUAUAAUGUCUUCUUAAGCAUAGCUCAGGAUUUCUGGGAUAUGUAUGUAGACUGCUUGCUUUCAAGAUCUCAUGGAAUGGGCAGAAGACAGGUGAUGCCUCCCAAGUAUAAUUUUCCACAGAAGAUUACAGGAGGUAAUUUAAUAUGUACUUAAGA
Molecule: messenger RNA, 1177 nt
Organism: Camelus dromedarius (Arabian camel)
Lineage: Eukaryota; Metazoa; Chordata; Mammalia; Artiodactyla; Camelidae
Gene: FAM237B
Product: family with sequence similarity 237 member B
Exons: 1
Coding region: 768-1175 (135 amino acids)
Source: RefSeq, a predicted model, not a curated record